Messenger RNA from Physella acuta, 487 nucleotides. RefSeq names its product DNA polymerase delta subunit 4-like. Gene Ontology annotation, cellular component: delta DNA polymerase complex. Lineage: Eukaryota; Metazoa; Mollusca; Gastropoda; Physidae. The record is from RefSeq and is a predicted model, not a curated record. Gene Ontology annotation, molecular function: DNA-directed DNA polymerase activity. Gene Ontology annotation, biological process: DNA-templated DNA replication; DNA synthesis involved in DNA repair.
UAGAUUUUUUGGGAAAAACAUUUGGACUGUUCUAAAAUCGUUUGAUUAGGGCUGUUAUUAGAUCUCUGAUGAUCUAGAAUUCUAUAUUAACACAAGAUCCUAUAGUUUUCUGAUCUUAGAUAAAACAUUAUUUAUGGCUGCAAAUAAUUCUAGAGUUACUGACUUGUAUAAGCUAAAAAAAAGAACACAUGGAUUUAAAAAGGAACUUGGAGAAAAACCAAGCACCAGUAAAAGUCUUAAAAACAAACCUGCUUUAAAAAAUGUUGAAGUUCUUAAAAAGUUUGAUAUGACUUGGGAAUAUGGUCCUUGCAUUGGUAUAAGUCGAAUGGAAAGAUGGAAAAGAGCUGAAAGACAUGGCCUGAACCCUCCCACUGAAGUUAAAGAUAUUAUCAGUAAACAUGAAAAUGAUAAAGAAUAUACAGAAUGUGUGUGGAGCUGCUACAGUACUUUGAAUUGAAAAGAAGAAGAAAGUUUUUCAGUCUGUUUA